CCCUCUUCUUCUUCUUCCUCUGCACAUUCUCCUCUUUCACUUCAAUUUGCCACAAUGCUUUCACCCCUCUGCUCUGCCCUCCCUGCUCUCUCUAUCCCCACCUCCAACUCCACUGCUGUUCCCCAUGUCUCUGAAUGGUUCGAGGAGCAACUCGAGGAUGAUCUCAAAUGGUCCUUCGCAGUCAACAGGAUACUUCAUGCUGCAACCAGCAAGUUCCAAGAUAUAGUUCUGCUGGACACCAAGCGAUUUGGGAAGGCUCUGUUGCUUGAUGGGAAGCUGCAAAGUGCUGAAAAAGAUGAGUUCAUUUAUCAUGAGUCCAUGGUUCAUCCUGCUCUGUUACUGCACCACAACCCCAAAACAGUGUUUAUACUGGGAGGUGGAGAAGGGUCUACUGCUAGAGAGACACUAAAGCACAAAAGUAUUGAGAAAGUUGUGAUGUGCGAUAUUGACAGGGAUGUUGUCAAUUUCUGCCGCGCACAUCUGAGCGAAAAUCAAGAUGCAUUUCAGGAUGAGAAGCUUCAUAUCAUUUUUGAUGAUGCAAAGGUGGGAUUGGAGGGACAACCCGAGAAGUUCGACGUAAUCAUCAGCGAUUUAGCCGAUCCACAUGAAGGAGGACCUUGCAAUCAUCUGUACACUAAAUCAUUCUACGAGGAAGGGAUUAAGCCCAAGCUGAAUGACAAUGGUAUCUUUGUUACUCAGGCUGGCCCUUCUGGUAUUCUCUCCUACAAUGUCUUCUCAUCAAUAUACAACACCGUAAAGCAUGUCUUCAAAUAUGUGAUUGCAUACACCGCUCAUAUUCCGUCCUAUGCAGAUUCGAGCGGAUGGGUUCUAGCUAGUGAUCAUCCUUUUAAAUUGGACAUCGAAGAUCUCGACAAGAGGAUACGCGAGAGAGUUCGAGGCGAGCUACGCUACUUGGACGGUGCAUUCAUCGUGUCAUCAACAGUCAUAAACAAGACCAUUCGUACAGCGAUGAUGAAUGAGACUCAUGUGUUCACUGAGGAAGAUGCGAGGUUCACUCAUGGCCAAGGGCUGGCUAGCCAUGCCUAGAAGCUGCAAGCUUUGAACUUCAUUUCUCACAAUUCAUGGCUUAUCUUGUCAUCUUUACAUUUAAAAAUAAAACUUUAUAAAAUUUAAUGGCGUAAUCUUAUGUAAGAAAAUGACCGGAUUGUGACUUGAAUUUUCAUUGAGAAAGCUUAAAUGUGGAAAUAAGUGAAAGUUGAAGGACCA
Messenger RNA from Cucurbita moschata (crookneck pumpkin), 1227 nucleotides. Its product is annotated as thermospermine synthase ACAULIS5-like. Gene Ontology annotation, molecular function: thermospermine synthase activity. Bases 55 to 1047 code for a protein of 330 amino acids. Gene Ontology annotation, biological process: polyamine biosynthetic process. The record is from RefSeq and is a predicted model, not a curated record. Lineage: Eukaryota; Viridiplantae; Streptophyta; Magnoliopsida; Cucurbitales; Cucurbitaceae. The transcript is spliced from 10 exons.